AUGGCCAUUUCCGAAAAGAAAAAGCCUGUCUUCGUCGUCGUCCCUGGUGCUUCCCAGAAUCCGGCGCAUUACGGUUACCUUCUCCACCUCAUUCAGUCCGCCGGCUACGGAGCUUCCAGCGGCUUACUCCCCAGCAUCGGCGCCCAGGAACCUGUGACCGCCACUGACGAUGCUGACUAUGUCCGCAAAAGACUUAUCCUUCCCGUGCUGGAUGUUGGCAAUCAAGAUGUGAUCCUGAUUAGUCACUCAUACAGUGGUAUGCCCGCCAGUGCUGCUGCUCGUGGUCUGGGUCCAGCCGACCGCGCAGCAGAGGGCAAAAGCACGUCCGUUCUGGGUCAGAUCUUUAUUGCGACAAUUUUGCCUCGUGGUGGCGAUAAUCUGAGUGUCAUUGAUGGAUUUGGGGGCCAGUUGCCCCCACACAUGUACAUGGAUAAAGAGCAAAACCUUCUCAAAUGUGACGAUCCUAAACCUCCCCUCUUCUACGAUGUGCAGCCCACCCUUGCCGAUGCGGCUACCCGAGCCUCCCUCAGCCAGGGGCUGACCUCAUUCUCAAGCCCCUGCCCUGAGGCUAGCUGGCACACUGAGGCAUUCUCUGGCAGAAUCGCCUAUAUUCACACCGUCAACGACCACGCUGUGCCUUAUGAGGCACAGGUUGCUAUGGUUCAGGCUACUGGGGCCAAGUGGAUCACCCGAGAGAUUGCGAGUGGUCAUAGCGUGCAGCUAUCCGCUCCCGAGGAGCUGACUAAGACUAUCUUGGAGUUGGCUAAGCAGUGGGAAUGA
This is a messenger RNA of Penicillium odoratum, 780 nucleotides long. Its product is annotated as alpha/beta hydrolase. The record is from RefSeq and is a predicted model, not a curated record. The transcript is spliced from 2 exons. Bases 1 to 780 code for a protein of 259 amino acids. Lineage: Eukaryota; Fungi; Ascomycota; Eurotiomycetes; Eurotiales; Aspergillaceae.